This is a messenger RNA of Anolis carolinensis (green anole), 2071 nucleotides long. It is a transcript of the gene c5h22orf23, whose product is annotated as chromosome 5 C22orf23 homolog. The record is from RefSeq and is a predicted model, not a curated record. The coding region runs from base 132 to 839 and encodes 235 amino acids. The transcript is spliced from 7 exons. Lineage: Eukaryota; Metazoa; Chordata; Lepidosauria; Squamata; Anolidae.
GGGGGAACUGACGAGGAGCGCGCUCUUUAGGCCGAAGGCAUAUAUGCUCACCUCUCGCCGCAUAUUGAGAUCUCGAUAUUGGAAAAUAACAAUAAUGAAUUCCCAAAGCAUGGAGAUGAAAGAGUAUAACUAUGACUUUCCGAGAGAGAAACAUACCAGCUGUGGCAAAAGGCACUGGCUUCUGGCAUGUGCCCACUGGGAUCAAAUACAGCCAUGAAACACAAGAACUACUAAAAGUGAUGAUGCAAGAAUCCAAGCUUACUAGCUUCCAGCAACGUCAUCUCACAAACUGCAUGAAACGAGGUGACCCCUUGCCUGUUCACUGCAACCCAACAUCCAGCAGAGAACCACAGGUUCCAAAGUGUGUCUCACCACCAAAGGCUUUUAUCUCCAUCGGUCCCUAUGGUAGACCUCAUCUACGUCCUGCACAGAAUUGCCAGGCAGGAGAUGCGUAUAUGCGAGAGAAAUUCAGGCCCCAACCCACCAGAGAUUUGGAGAAGGAGAAGGAAAGGCUCCAAAACAUCUUAGCAACUGGAAAGGAUAAAAAAAUGAAAAAGCCCCAGAAGCAACCAGUCAAAGUGGAAGAAGAGGUACCAGAACUGGACCGGUUCGAUGAAUUGGUGAAUGAAAUCCAAGAUCGACAGAAGUUUCUGGCAGAGAUGGAGGGUCUGGGACAGGGAAAACUGUACCACGGGAUGAUCCUCACUGAAAUAUCACAGAAACUGCAUGAGAUGGAGUUAAUUGACAAGCAGAGAAGCACAGAACUGAAAGAUGCAAUGGCUAAAUCCUUCAAUAUAGGCAACAAACCUGAUCCCCAAAGCACAGAGGGAGACCAGUAGUCCUAUACCAACUUAGCACAGGACUGCGUCAUCCUGACUACUUUCUACUAGCCCAACAGUGUCAAGAAUGGCCCUUUAAUGCUUUAGUGAAGCAGUACACAAUCUUUUUGGACUUCAGUUUGGCAGCUGAACAUGGAUGCUUUCCCUACUCAAAGUCUUCCAUUUGCUGAGUGUGCUCUUUUCCUCUGUUCACCUCCACUGAGGUUGCUGUUUAUUUGCCUCUAAAAUCAGCAAGUAAACAAGAAUCUUGGAAGCUACUGAACAGUAUUCUCCAUGCAGCUCAGCUGGUCAGAAAUCCUGUUUUCUGCAUGAACUCAGAUUAUUUUACAUUAACAGAGUCUUUUUAAGGGUGUGGCUUACAAACAGCCAUUUGACUGCUGGCCGGGAAUAUUCACUGAAAACUGCUUUCCUUCUUUAAGCAGACAAACAAGUAACGGUAGAGCUCAGAAUACUUGUCUAACCUCUGAACAUUGUGAUAUGCAUUUUUUUAAAAAUCCAUUACUUUUUAUUAGAAUGAGAACUGUGGUGUACUAGCAGUUGUUCAAGUGACAUAUUUUUGCAUAGGUGCCUGUAGGAUUCAAUAUCUCUCUAGCCAAAACUGGAGGUUUAUGUUGGUGUUUUAAUCAUAAUCUUUGGUAUAAUCACAUAAGGCAAGUAUGGUAUCUUUUAAAUCAAAAUAGGAAAGUGAAGACUCAGAACAAUUGAUAUAAACACAAGCUUUUUUCUUGAUGUGAGAAGUCAGGACCAGUCAAGAUCUGAUGGAGGAACCAUGUUUGCUCACAUGUCUGCCUCAAUCAUGCAGAAAACUUCAGUUUUUACAACUCUGAGUGUGGAUAGGUAAGAGGAGCAGAUCUCACCUGUACCUUCAUUCACUACAGUCUGUUGUCUUGAAGCACCUUUUUGCUCCAUUGUUACUAUAAGACAAGGGUCUUGGAGAAAAGUGACUGAGCACAAAGAGAUGGAGAAUGACAUUCAGCUCCCCUCAUUUGCCUAUAUUCAAAGUUAGAUGUGAGGGGCAAGGCAGACGUGAGUACAAGUCUAGUAUAGCCUUUAGCUGUCCUCCUUGAAUAAAAAGAAAGAAUAAGAAUGUUGCUAUAUACUUGAGACUUCAUGACUUUCUGCUUGUAGCUUCCUGGAAAUAUAUUUAUGCAGAAUUGACCUUGCUCCCUUUCCGUUCAGACAAGGAGAUUCAAGACACAGAAAUAAAAUGCUAUAACAGAUGCUCAGUACAA